Molecule: messenger RNA, 1269 nt
Organism: Beta vulgaris subsp. vulgaris (sugar beet)
Lineage: Eukaryota; Viridiplantae; Streptophyta; Magnoliopsida; Caryophyllales; Amaranthaceae
Exons: 2
Coding region: 1-1269 (422 amino acids)
Source: RefSeq, a predicted model, not a curated record
AUGGCAUGUGUACGAAGUGUGACUUAUUCUAUCCUUAUUAAUGGUAAGCCUACUCCUCCCUUCAAUGUUAAGAAGGGAUUGAGGCAAGGGGACCCUUUAUCCCCCUUUCUUUUUGCCUUAUGCGUGGAAUAUCUGAGCAUAUUUUUUGGAGAGCUCCAUUUCAUUCCAGACAUUAGUUACCAUCGUGAGUGUGAAAGAAUACAUCUUAAUCACUUGAUGUUUGCUGAUGAUCUGCUUCUUUUCUUUAGAGUAAAUCACAGUUCAGUCACUAAAGUCUUUCAAGCCUUCAUGAAGUUCUCUGUUGCCUCUAGGCUUCCAGCUAGUCCAGAGAAGAGUAAUAUCUAUCUUGCUGGCGUUACUAAUGAUGAAGCUAGAAUUCUAGCUAAAGCAUGCAAUAUGAACAUAGGUACUCUGCCUUUUAAGUACCUGAGGAUUCCUUUAAGUUCUAAAAAGCUCAAUUAUACACAGUGUAAACCUUUGAUUGAGAGGAUCACCUCUAGAGCUCAAGGGUGGGUGGCCAAGAUGCUCUCCUAUGCAGGAAGACACCAAUUAGUGAGGAGUAUUCUCUACAGUAUGCAAAACUACUGGGGGUAUAUAUUUCCUUUGCCAAAGAAAGUCAUUAAGGUUGUUAAAGGCAUUUGUAGAAGAUUGUGGGUUAAAUCAGUGAAUGCAUACUACAUUAAAAGGCUGGAUUACUCUACAGUGACUAUCAGUGACAACUCCUCUUGGCUGUUGAGGAAGAUUAUUGAAAGUAGAGAGUUAUUAGUUGAUCUGGGUGGUUGGAAUACUAUCACUAAGGAUGGCAAAUUCAGUAUCAAUCAAGCUUACAAGUUGCUCAAAGGGGAUGCUCAAAGGGUAAAUUGGAAUAGGCUGAUUUGCAACAAUCAGGCCACUCCAGAAAGCAAAUUUGUGUUAUGGCUGGCCUUGCAUAACAAAUUAGCCACUGCUGACAGGAUCAACACCUGGAAUAUUUCUUGUAGAAUAAUUUGUAGCCUCUGUGAUAGUGUAGAUGAGACCAUCCAACACUUAUUCUUUGAUUAUCCAUAUGCAACAUACAUCUCGAGUAGAAUUUGUCAUAUUCUUCACUCCACAGGGCAGAGAGUUAAUUUUGAGCUUGAGUGUAGAGUUUUCAUUGUUAAAGCCAGAGGUAGUAGUAGGCUUGCUAGACUAUACACCAUGUGCUUUACAAAAAAACAGUUUAUGUUAUUUGGAAUCAAAGAAACAACAAGGUUUUCAAUGGGAGAGUUGCUCCUAGUCAUCAGAUUGUAA